AUGUCUGAAAUUUCCAACGGUCAACAACAUGAUAGGAGUGCCCUCAUACUGUAUGGAAGUGAAACUGGAAAUUCUCAAGAUGUGGCCGAAGAGUUGGGUCGCAUUGCAGAAAGACUUCAUUUCAUGACCAGGGUGAGCGAAUUGGAUCUCAUUGAUAUUAGAGAAUUAUCAAAAUAUGAUUUUGUUAUAUUUACCAUAUCCACCACGGGACAAGGGGAAUUUCCAAAGAAUUCAAGGAAGUUUUGGAACAAUCUCUUGAAGAAGCGUUUGCCUCCCAAUUAUUUGAGUCACGUGAAUUUCACCACUUUUGGUCUUGGUGAUAGUUCAUAUGCAAAGUUUAACUUUGCAGCUCGUAAAUUGCAUAAAAGGUUAGAACAGUUAGGUGGGAAUGAAAUAUAUCCUCGAGGUGAGGGCGAUGAACAACAUGAAGAAGGCGUUGAUGGAACUUUCCUAUCUUGGUACAUUGACCUUAGAAAGAAACUUCUCGAAUUAUAUCCAUUACCAGAUGACGUAGAACAAAUUCCCGAUGGUGUUCUUCUGCCUCCGAAAUACUGGCUCGAGUUAAAAGAUGAAUCUUCUACGGUUGCUGAGAAGUUUAAUUCACCAUUAGAAAACAACGGCGAAAUUGAUCAAACAAAUUUUGAUUCAUUGAAAAGCAAGCUUACUUCUUCUGUCGAUGGUUCAAACCCUCUUAAUUUAUCUACAACUCAUUUUACUGAUCAAGGCACUCUCAAUCAAAUGAAUGAUCAAUCUCAGCAAGCCUCAACCUCAGACAAAACAACAAUGGCAGAUAUAUCUGGCCUCGGAUAUGAAGGACCACCACAUCGAUUGACCGAUUCCUGUAAAGAUGAACCAGAAAGUGUUGAUAAGGUAUUGCCCAAGACUGCAGCUUUACCAGAUGUUCCUCUUGCAAUUGUUGCGGUGGUUUGCAACAAUAAGCGUGUCACUCCCCUCGAACACUGGCAGGACGUUCGCGAACUGACCAUCAAGAUACCAAGAAGCGACACAUGUUUUACUCCUGGAGAUACUAUAUCGAUAUAUCCCAAGAACUUUCCUCAAGAUGUCCAGACCUUAAUUGAUCUGAUGGGAUGGAAUGAUGUUGCGGAUUUGAAGAUACACUUAAAAGCAAGAUCACCAGAUUGGUUUGGGGCCAAGAAUCUGGUAUCAACACAAAUGGGUCUCUAUCCAAUCGACGACGAUACAACACUUCGAGAGUUAUUGACCCAUAAUCUCGACUUUCAAGCCAUUCCCAAGCGCUACUUUUUCGAAAUAAUGGCAAAUUAUACAGAUGAUCCAAUGCACAAGGAACGCCUCCUCGAGUUUCGAGACCCUCUCUUUACUGAUGAGUUCUACGAUUACACUACUCGCCCACGCCGUAGCAUUCUUGAAGCUCUUCAAGACUUCCCUAGCGUCAAGCUUCCAUGGAGAUAUGCCACCACCAUUUUUCCUGUGAUCCGAGGUCGCGAAUUCAGCAUCUGCUCAGGCGGCCACAUGCACAAUCCCAUAGAGAAAAGUCUCAAAUAUCACUACAUUCAAAUCCUGGUCGCCAUUGUCAAAUACCGCACCGUUCUCCACAAGGUUCGCAACGGUCUCUGUUCCCGCUAUCUAGCCUCCAUUGCCAAAGGUUCCAAAAUCACCAUCAAACAUAAUUUGAAUAAUUCUUUCUACGAAAGACCUAGGAUACUACCACAAUUCCCUCUUAUUUUGAUCGGUGCGGGCACGGGAAUUGCACCUCUCCGAUCGUUACUCUGGGAGCGCGCCAAGCAAAGAGUGCAAAGCCAAAAAGAAGAAAAAUCAAGAUUUGCCCCGGCUCACCUUAUAUACGGUGGUCGUAAUCGCAGAGCGGAUUUCUUCUAUGGUAAUGAAUGGGAGGAACCCGUUCUGAGAGUUACCGCAACUCCGGUCUUCUCGAGGGAUGACCCCCAAAAAGUGUAUGUGCAGGAUGAGAUUAAGAAACAAGGACAGGAGAUUUAUGAAUUGUUGAAGAAUAAUGCCUUGGUUUACGUGUGUGGUAGCUCGGGGGGGAUGCCAAAGGGGGUGAGAGCGGCUUUUGUGACAGUGUUGCAGGUUCAUGGGGAGAUGAGUGAGAGAGAGGCGGAGGCUUUUGUGGUGAAUAUGGAGAGAUUGAAGAGAUAUAUACAGGAGACGUGGUAG
Sclerotinia borealis F-4128 is the source of this 2154-nucleotide messenger RNA. The record is from the annotation of a GenBank genome assembly. Lineage: Eukaryota; Fungi; Ascomycota; Leotiomycetes; Helotiales; Sclerotiniaceae.